Molecule: messenger RNA, 945 nt
Organism: Papaver somniferum (opium poppy)
Lineage: Eukaryota; Viridiplantae; Streptophyta; Magnoliopsida; Ranunculales; Papaveraceae
Exons: 3
Coding region: 1-945 (314 amino acids)
Source: RefSeq, a predicted model, not a curated record
AUGAAUGAGUGGAGGGACCGAGGCGAGGGUCAUGGAUCUACGGCUGAUUGGUCGACCUAUAAUCCUGAAGAUGCUCCUAAUUAUACUUCUGCCAAUUUCGUCGUGAACUAUCGGAGCGGGACAACUACCAAUGACGACCUUGCUGGUUUUGCUGCUAGCCCUCAUCGUCUAAAGUCUAUGCCUGAGGGUGUUGAACGAUUGAUGCUAGAUGCUGAUCCCCUUGGUAAAGGCUCCAACAAGCGUGCUCGCCACACUAAUGACCCAUACUGGGACCGGGUUCCACUACUUGUUCGCGACCAAAUUUUGCAUAGUAGCUUCCCUCCUCCUCAAUUUCCUACGGAGCCUUAUCCAUUCUGGGUGAUUAACGAUGAUAGGGUUAAGCCUCAGGGCGAGUCUACCAAAUCGGCUUCUAUUUCCAAGAAGAGGAGUGCUGGCACAGGGGUCGAGGAGGAUCAGGGGAAGAAAUUCCCUAGGCGCGAGGAUGAAGAUGUUGGAGGGUCUGAUACUCGUGGUAGUGAAAGUAUGGUUCCAAGGCAUAAUCCUCCCCGGGGGAAGUUUGCGGCAAAGCGCGUGGUGUUGAAAAGCUCGGACGUUGUGAUCGAUAUCCCCGAUCAAGAUGAUGAGGACGAUAUAUUCGGGGACGAUCAGCUGUUUGAUGAGGAUGCUGGUGGCCAGAAGGAAGCGGAGGUUUAUGUGGAGACUGCUGUUAUGACUCCUGUCGUGCAUUCUGGUGAUCAGAGGCCGACCCAAACAUCACUCCAAAAGUUUCCCCAGAAGGAUGUUGGGUCUCCCUCGGGUGUCCAAACGUCCUUUACCAUAUCGGGCCCUAUUUGUGAUUCACUCGGCGCAUUGCAAUCUGAGGAGUUCGGCUCCUAUACUGAUGAGAAGAUGAUUGCUGCCGUGCCCUGUAUCGUGAUAUCGCGCCGGUCUUUGAUAAUUUGUUAA